CACACUGAGGACGGUCUACAAUACUGACAGUGCGCCUGUUUGUCUCAAGAUGCACAUUUCAGUGCUUUUCAAGGUCGUACUGUUGUUGGCGUUGGGUGUCCUGUUGCUCGGAGCAGAUCGUUCUCCUGCAGGACGCAGAGGAAAGAAGGACUGGAAAAAUGGUCCAGCUAAAAGGGGCUCCAAAGGAAAGGCCCCAGAACUGCGGAUAAGUUUUGAUUCUGCAGUAGAAAACCAACUAGAUACCUACCAAAUCUCUCCAAACCAGUCAAUAUCACCAUGGACUUAUGAGGUCUCUUACGACGAAUCCCGCAUCCCGAGCCAUAUCUUCGAGGCGAAGUGUGAAAGGACUGGCUGCAUGAAUAAAGAUGGAAGUGAAGACGCUGGUCUGGAAUCGAAACCCAUCUUCUACCAAAUCCUGGUGCUCAGAAGAGUAAAGGGCAAAAAGAAGAAAUAUUCCUUCCGUCUGGAGAAAUAUACCACCAGAGUGGGCUGCACAUGUGUUUUACCUUACAUCAUCUCUCACAUGUAGUGCUGCAGUGCCAUAUUUGACUGAAAAAAAAAGUGCCUACACCUUCAAGACCCCCUGUAUAGGCUAUACAAGGUCAUAUGUUGCUCUAUUAUCACUUGCUUUUCAACUCAGGAAACUAUCAAACAUAAAGGGCUUGACAUGAAGAACACUGUCAAGGGGCUAAACAUUUGAACUGUUUUCACAAACAUUAGUGUUGUCUCCUCAACUCUAAGCUGUUUUUUGUUCUGAGUCUCAUUAACAACAAUAAAGGACCAACAAAAAGACAAAGCACAAAUUAGUCAUUUAGUAAAGAUAUGUUUUACUGACUGUCAUGCCAAAUCAGAAAUACGAUCUUUAUGACAACCACAAAAAGAGCAAAUGGGUUUACCUCAACAAUUCACAUCAAUAUUGUCAUUUUGUCUUCGGCCUAACUGCCAUUAACAGGUUCAAUGACAACACAAGGUGGCAUGACAACACAAAGAAAAACACAUAGACGUUCCCAAACAAAUCACAGCAUUCACAACUAAUGCUAAAGCACCUUCUCUGAUUGCCACUUCAUUAAAAUAUAAGUACAGCAUCUAAGUGUUUCUUCAUUCUCUCUCUCUCUGUCUCUCUCUCUAUCUCUCUAUCUCUCUCUCUCCAUCUUGUUUUCUCAUUGUGUCCCUGCUCUGCUCUCUUGAUAUCUCUUUUCUUAGCUAUCAUUUGAGCAUGAUACAAACAAAAGUCCUUUAGCUUAUAUGUGCCUUUGAAUUGUGCUUAAACAUUUAGUAAGGAAUAUCAUUCUGAAGAGGAUAACAGUUAUGAGCUUAUCAUUUUUUUU
Molecule: messenger RNA, 1328 nt
Organism: Ictalurus furcatus (blue catfish)
Lineage: Eukaryota; Metazoa; Chordata; Actinopteri; Siluriformes; Ictaluridae
Gene: il17a/f3
Product: interleukin 17a/f3
Exons: 3
Coding region: 50-529 (159 amino acids)
Biological process (GO): inflammatory response
Cellular component (GO): extracellular region
Molecular function (GO): cytokine activity
Source: RefSeq, a predicted model, not a curated record